Erythranthe guttata (spotted monkey flower) is the source of this 756-nucleotide messenger RNA. The record is from RefSeq and is a predicted model, not a curated record. NCBI's taxonomy places the organism in Eukaryota, Viridiplantae, Streptophyta, Magnoliopsida, Lamiales, Phrymaceae.
AUGUCUAGAAUUGUGAUUCAAGUGUACGACGGCUUAUCGAAUCUGGACAGCGAACAUUUCUGGACGGAGGGUUGUAAGGAAAUUCUACUCAAUCCAAAAAGUUCGUUCGGAGCCGAAUGUCGUAAACUAAAACUCGACAUAAGCGACACGCAGCCCACCGAGUACUUCAUUUGCGGUAACUUGUUAAAGUAUGACUGCGAAGGGCAUAAUUUGUUAUUGAGAUGUUCGAGCGUGUACUAUGAUACUGCUACUUGCUUUUGUCAAAGAAUAAUGAAAAGAAAAGUUGAUGAAAAUGAUGAGUACAGCUCUCGAGCUGCUACCGAUGGUGGAGUUUUUACCUUGAAGACGACGUCUUUCAUAAUCUCUGAUGAUCUUCAGAUAUUUCCUAAUACGAAAGGAUUAUUUCAAACUCUCGGAGAUUUUGCGAUUAGCGACGUUGAUCUUGUUGAACCGAUUAAUGUGACCUUAGGAUUCAGUGACAUUAUGGAUUUGCUCAAGGGAUCGUUGUUUUCCCGUACUCCACUAUCCGACAUCAUACUAAAGAAAAGAUCACAUGUUGAAUUUGUUAGCACAUCGUCAGAAUCCGAACCAGAAAUCUUGUCUCGGAAUUUGGAAAAAGAAGAAACUUAUAAUUCUAAGAAGAUGGUUUUGAAAGUCGUUUUACAAAAAUCGACUAAUAAGAUACUAUUUGCUCAAUCGGAUGAGGGUUUUGUCGAUUUUCUCUGUAGUUUACUCGCAAUCCCUAUUGGAGGAUGA